Lecanosticta acicola is the source of this 1855-nucleotide messenger RNA. NCBI's taxonomy places the organism in Eukaryota, Fungi, Ascomycota, Dothideomycetes, Mycosphaerellales, Mycosphaerellaceae. The record is from the annotation of a GenBank genome assembly.
AUGUCCACGCGAUCCGCAAAUAACAGAAAUGUACGGCAACGCAAGCUUAAUACGAAGCAGCCGCUGCGUGUGAUAAGAGAGAGCGAUCUCGAUGACAUCGCCGAUCAUGAGACCCAACAGAGCAUCCCUCAGGUCGAGACGGGUGUUGAGAAGGGCGAGGAAGUCGUAAGUACUUGCCUUGCCGUUGACUCACCUGCGCUUCACUGCAUCGCCACGUUGCUAAUGCAUCUGCCUCUAGGAAUACCACUUGCAAGCCAUCAUCAAGGGCUCGCAUCAGAGUUACAUCCCGACUCCAGAUGCCGUCAAGGCCAGAGGUGUCAAGUAUGACGAGCUGUACGCGAAGAGCUUCUCGCAGCCCGCAACAUAUAUCCGGUUUAGUUCCACCGUGGAGGAUACCAUCGGUACACCGUAUUGCAUGAACGAAGAUGACGCCAAGUUCCUCGAGCAGCUGAACGAUGGCAAAGAUGUCAACGGCCAACCUCUCAAAGACAAAUCCGCACAAUGCUCCGAGGACACCUUCGAGGAAGUGAUGGAUUUCUUCGAAGAGACGAGCCAGCGUAUCCAGCCCUUUGCAAACGUCGACAGUGCUCCCGUCCUGACUCUUGACGAAAUGCUGCAAAAUAAGCAGGAGGACCUUUCCGGUGGCGCGGAGAAGUUCCUGAAGCCGCUUUACCAAUACUGGGUGUCGAAGAAAGGUAGCCGUCCGCUGAUGCCCGCCAUCAAGGUGAAGGUUCUUGACACGACAUCGGAGGCAGACGACGCAGAUCCCUAUGUCUGCUUCCGAAGACGCGAAGUUCGGCAGACCCGCAAGACCAGAGGAAGAGACGCCCAGGUCGUCGAGAAGCUCAAGAAAUUGCGCAUCGAGCUCGAGAUGGCUCGAAACCUCGUGGCAUCUGUUCGUGAGCGUGAACAUCUCAACGGCCAGAACCUCAAGCUUAGCCGCACGGUCUUUGAGCAGCGCAAAUCACUCAAAGAAGUCAAGGUUGCUAAGAACAUUGUCGGUGAGAAGGGAGAAGACGAAGAGCUCUUGGUUAACCAAAAGCCUGUCGUUAAGCCCAAAAGGCCAGAAGGUUCCGGGCAACGUCCGACCAUCCGCCUUCGCUCCAUUGGCGAGCGUUCUGCUCCAGAGAAUGAUUUUCCAGGUGGCUUGCUUGCCGAUGUCCAAGCUGAUGCAGACUCAUUUGUCCAACAGGCCAUCGAGAGCAGGAAAGAGCAGCACCGGCGAUGGAACCAGCAAUGGAGUGACGAGACUUGGGGUCCUCUCACACCACCGCCAGAUGCUGCAGAUCAGCCGCCCAGAUGGGCUGCACUUCCAAACGAAGCUGCUGGGUACCCAACUCCACCUCCGUCACUGCCUUCUAGAAGUUCGCAGGACAGGGAUGGAGAUGUUGAGAUGGAAGAUAGGAAACCCCCGCUCGAUCUCGAUACCGUAGCGGGCGCCGAACCUCAGUUCACGUUCUUCGUGCCUCCACCGCAUUCGAUAGAGCAUUACUUCGGGGAAAACCAGCCUUUCGAAAUGGUAACGCAAGAAAGCAAACCGGUAGCUCGUCUUCGUUGGGGUCGCGGGGGCCGUUUGCAUCUGGAGGCGAGGAGGCCUAAGCGGGUGGGCAGGAUCAGCCAAGGAGUAGUGUCUGAUUCGGAUAGCGAUGAUGAGGAGCCGGAGUAUUUUCGGGUGUCUGACAGUAAAUCCUUCGACUAUCGUUGUGCGAUGAACAGUCGCGCACGACCUGAGGGACAACGGCCCAGCGGAGACCAGACCGCGAUAGUGGCAGCCCAGCAGGCACAACAGCAGCAACAGGCAGCGGCGGUGGCCGUUCAUCAGCAACAGCAGGUCACCGCGGGCAGUGCUGGAUGA